This is a messenger RNA of Dermochelys coriacea (leatherback sea turtle), 4675 nucleotides long. RefSeq names its product deltex E3 ubiquitin ligase 1 (gene DTX1). Gene Ontology annotation, biological process: Notch signaling pathway; protein ubiquitination. The record is from RefSeq and is a predicted model, not a curated record. Bases 1543 to 3405 code for a protein of 620 amino acids. The transcript has 10 exons. Gene Ontology annotation, cellular component: nucleoplasm. Gene Ontology annotation, molecular function: ubiquitin protein ligase activity; zinc ion binding. Lineage: Eukaryota; Metazoa; Chordata; Testudines; Dermochelyidae.
AAAUCCGGGAAGGCUGUGCGCGCUCUCCCCCCGGGCGCAUGGCCGAGGGACCCCCAGCCAGCUCCCCCUGGGGAGGUCGCCCAUCGCUUUCCAUCCCUGCCCCUCCGUCUCCCCGGCCCCCGAGGGAGGUAGUCCUGGACGGCGGUCGGCCGCCUCUAGCCCCCCAGCCUCGCCCCGGCGCGGCGGCCAGGCGGGGCUCCCGUUAGGGAUGCUCCGGAUCCUCUGUGCGCAGCCUCUUCCCGCGGCUCGGCUUGUUGUUUUGGCGAGGGCUGGGCGCCGGGGCGCCCCCGGGUUUGCGCUCGCUCCUCUUGCUGCUGCAGCCGGUCCCCUCCUCCUCCAGUCCGGCCCCGGAGCGGCGGCGGCCGCAGCGGUAGAGCUGAGCCGGAGCCGGAGCCGGAGCCGGAGCCAGGCUGCAUCCCCCGCCUAUCCUCCGGCAGCAGACGGGCCAAUUUCUCCCCUUGCUACAGAGAUGAGCCUUGGCCAGGUGCUGUGGAGCCAUCCAUGACAGAGACUGAGCAGCAGGAAGCAAGAAGGAGAGGAGGGGGUUUCCCCUCUGCAGCAGCAGCUUGUGAGCCCCAGACGCAGCCCCACCCUACCCCCUCCUCCCUUCUGGGCUCCCCUUAUCCCCAAUAAAGACACCAGAGCCACCCCCCCAGGCACAGAAUGUGUGAUUCUGGCUAGGGGGGGAUGCCCUCCUCAGGGACAGGUUUCAGAGGAGUCACCUGCAGUGAGCCCCAGCUGUGACCCAUGGGGAGGGAGCUGUGAUCCCAUCUGACCAGCCCAGCUGGGAGGAGAGGAAGGCCUGGCGGGGCCAGGUGCCUGAGGCCUUUUGGGACUGACCGAGGCAGUCUGUUGGAAUUGGGUGUGGGGAAGGGUGUGGGGGAAGCAGCUGGAGACUGAUCACCCUGGCAUGGAUUGUGUGGCCCUGCACAGCCUCCCCGAGGGCCUGGAGACAGGAGACUCCCGAGACGAGACGCUGGGCUUGGGCUGGCUGUUCUGGGCUCUGCGGAAGCCUCAUUACUCAUGCUGCUGAGGUCAAGAGCCUUCAGCAGGGCAGCUGGGCUAUGGAGGCAGAAGCCUGAGAGCAUCAGGGGCCAAGUGUAACCACAGUCGAGCAGGGAAGAGGGGAGCGCAGGACAAAAUCAAGGGUGGGACCCUGCAUUUCCCCAGGGGUCUCCUAUUUGGAUGUGAACAGAGGGGCAGCAAGGGCUCAUUUUCCUUCUGCUCCCACCAGCCGCACCAGGUCUUUAGAGCACCACGGAUUGGGUGUGGCCAAGAUGCUCACUCCAGCCUGGCUCCAUGUGCAGUUAAGAGAAUAGACAGACUCUGUGCAGCCGGGAUCAUUCCUCCGGGGACCAGCACGUUGCAGGGAUACUGCUCGUUCCUCAUCCAUGCUGCUUUCUGAAGGACUCUGAAACCAGAGGUCGAGCCAGUCAGGCCCAGAGAACCACUCCCAGAGGGCAAGGGGCCUGGGAGGAUGCCCUCCUGCUGACUUCCCCGUCUGUCUGCCCUGCUCAGGCUGCUGCCUGCUGACCUGGCGCCAUGUUGCGGCCGAGCUCGGGGGUGCUGAUCUCGGUGAAUGGGCUGGGCUUCCCACCGCAGAAUCUGGCCCGCGUGGUGGUGUGGGAAUGGCUGAACGAGCACGGGCGCUGGCGGCCCUACACAGCGGCUGUCUGCCACCACAUUGAGAACGUGUUGAAGGAGGAUGCCCGGGGCAGCGUGGUCCUGGGGCAGGUGGAUCCCCAGCUAGCUCCGUACAUCAUCGACCUGCAGUCCAUGCACCAAUUCCGCCAGGACACAGGGACCAUGCGUCCAGUGAGGAGGAACUUCUAUGACCCCUCCUCGGCCCCUGGCAAGGGGAUCGUGUGGGAGUGGGAGAACGACAACAACUCCUGGACCCCCUAUGACAUGGAUAUUUGCAUCACCAUCCAGAAUGCCUACGAGAAGCAGCACCCAUGGCUGGACCUCUCCUCUCUGGGCUUCUGCUACCUGAUAUACUUCAAUAGCAUGUCGCAGAUGAACCGGCAGACACAGCGGAAGCGCCGACUCCGGCGCCGCAUGGACCUGGCGUACCCGCUCACCAUGGGCUCCAUCCCUAAGUCCCAGUCCUGGCCUGUGGGCACCAACUCCGGGCAGCCGUGUUCCUGCCAGCAGUGCCUGCUGGUCAACAGCACCAGGGCAGCCUCCAAUGCCAUCCUGGCCUCACAGCGGAGGAAGGUGUAUGUGGGCAACAGCAAUGGGACUCUGGCUGUUAGGCAGAGCAACACUUUCAACGGCACAGCAUUGUGGUCUGCGGGCACCAUGACAACCGGGGGGAUAGCUAAGAUGGAACAGGUCCGGUCCCCUAGCAGCACGCAAGUGACCACCUUCUCCCGAAGUCAGAGCGCUCCCACUGGCACCCAGGUUCCUGGGCAGAACAACCUGAACAGGCCUGGCACGCAGCGGGUUGCAAUACUGAGUACCAGGGCCUCCAUCCCACCAGGGGUUCCUGCCCUCCCGGUUAAGAAUCUGAAUGGAACUGGACCAGUCCAUCCUGCCCUGGCAGGUAUGACAGGCAUUUUGAUGUGUGCUGCUGGGCUGCCUGUAUGCCUGACCCGGGCCCCGAAGCCCAUCCUGCACCCUCCGCCUGUGAGCAAGGGCGACAUCAAGCCAGUGCCUGGGAUCAAUGGCAUCUGCAGGAAAACCAAGAAGAAGCACCUCAAAAAGAGCAAGAACCCCGAGGAUGUGGUGCGCCGGUACAUCCAGAAGGUGAAGAGCCCGCCGGACGAGGACUGCACCAUCUGCAUGGAGAGGCUGGUGGCCUCGUCCGGCUACGAGGGCCUCCUCAGCCACAGGGGCGCCAAGCCGGAGCUGGUGGGCAAGCUGGGCAAGUGCGGGCACAUGUACCACCUCCUCUGCCUGGUGGCCAUGUACAACAACGGCAACAAGGAUGGCAGCCUGCAGUGCCCCACCUGCAAGGCCAUCUAUGGGGAGAAGACCGGGACCCAGCCCCCAGGGAAGAUGGAGUUCCACAUCAUCCCGCACUCGCUGCCAGGCUACACGGAAUCCAAAACCAUCCGCAUCGUCUACGACAUCCCCACGGGCAUCCAGGGCCCAGAGCACCCGAAUCCCGGGAAGAAGUUCACGGCCCGAGGCUUCCCCCGGCACUGCUACCUACCGGACAAUGAGAAAGGCAGGAAGAUUCUGCAGCUCCUGAUUGUGGCAUGGGACCGCCGGCUUCUCUUCACCAUCGGCACAUCCAGCACGACAGGAGAGUGCGACACUGUGGUGUGGAACGAGAUCCAUCACAAGACAGAGUUUGGUUCCAACCUCACUGGCCACGGCUACCCCGACCCCAACUACCUGGACAAUGUCCUGGCUGAGCUGAUGGCCCAGGGUGUCUCAGAAGCCAACCUGAAGGACUGAGGAGGAAGCCCCAGCUCUCGGCUAGCGUGCUUCUGGGCAGCCAAACCCCGCCUGCAUCCAUGUGUGUCUCCGUGAGUCCGUCCUCCACCGCCCCAUGCCCGGGAACCACCCACUUUCCCAGAGCUCUCGCUCUGCUUUCGCUGCCUUGACCUUCAGUAACCUUCAGCCUGCAAUGCUGGACGUGGCUGGGCUGCCACAGUAUGUCACCCACCAGGCGAGUGGCUCUCCCUUGAACCGAUACUGUGUGCUUGGCCCUCAGACCUGUCAGCCAACGAGCAGCAGGCAAGAAGAAGCUGCGUGAGUGACCAAGCAAUGCAAAGCUGGGCUGAUUUUUUUUUUUUUUAUACUUUUGUGAUCUGUGAUAUUUUCCCCGUUAGAAACCCCAGUCCACACCUGACUGUACACACCCACAUCCCCUCCAUAUAGCUCCUCUCUCUGGAAAUCAUGUACAGUAUCCACUAGAAUACACAUACAUAGCCAAAGGGGCAACUUCUGGCCAACUCUCCCACAGCCCCACCGCCAUCAUGUGUCCUGUCCAGUCUGUGCCAGCAUCAUCCGGGUGAGCCACCUCCCCCCACAGCCACAGGGCACAUUGCCAUUGCUCCUCAUUGCCGCCACUUUGAAAGGGAGGGAAAGGGCCCCAGGCUGGGGAAAGGGAACAGGAAGUGCACAGGAGAGAACUGCUCCCACAGCUGGACAGGGAUGGAAAAUGAGGUAGCUCUUACUCCGCUGACUUGGCAGGAGUUGUGCCCCUCCUGAGCUCCCCGUCCUGCAUGCACUAUCCCUUCCCCCAUAGCGAGGGCGCCAAUCCUGGCAGUGGCGCAGCGAUCAACCAGCAAGGUGACGAUAACGCUUAGCACGCUGCACUGCAGAGACACCAGCUAGCUAAGACCCGAGCCUGAUGCCCCCUUUUGGCAGCCUCACAGAAGUGGUUUAUUUCCCCUUAAAGAAGAGGGGUGGAGCAGUCAACACCCAAUCAGCAGCAAACAGACCUCUUGCCCGUGGGCCGCCGAUGCCCUGAUUGGUCUCUUCAGUCGUCACCAGCCAGGAUUCAAAGGGCCACUUAUGAUUUUAAAAGCCACAUGUGCAACCAGUGCACAGCUGAUACCCAUGUGCCAGUGGAGAUUGGCACACCUGCCUACCUGCAUGCACAUGCCCUUUGCAUGCGUGGCUUUAAAACCCUGGGCCUGGUUCUGUCGCUGUGGUUUGUUCCCCGUGUAUGUAGCAUCCCUUUAGCUAGAAAAUAAACCUGCUCUUCCGGUUGGUGUUC